CCAUUGGUUCUAAUUAUUUGCAGUGUGUGCUCUAGCUGAAGUACAAAGUGUGCCAACUGGUACAGAGUACUUAUAAUAUUUGAGGACAAACGUGGUGAAUUAACAAGCGUGGCAUGAAAAAUGUGUAAAGUUUAGCUUCUGCUGUUGUUUAUCUCUAAAUGUGGUCUGUGAUGCCAAUAGGACCAGUUUACACUGUCGGAUACCAAGAUUCCUCAAUUUAUGGCAUCUGAACCUUCACCCUACUACAAGAGGAACUCAUGUCUUUUCUGCGGUGGGUAUCGGACAGGAUCUUGGUUGACGGUUUGAGAGAGCUGGAGUUUUUUGGAGACUCACAUUUUGGGGAAUCUCGAAGGAAAACUGAUGAAGACGCAAGUGAGGAAACCAUAGCGUCCUGUCGCAGUCAAGACACCAUGGGAAUUUACACACCAGAUAGCAGCUGCUAUGAAAUGCUCACUCUGAUAGGGAAAGGCUUUGAAGAGCUCAUGACUGUAAAUUUAGCUCGUUACAAACCAUCAGGAGAGUUUGUCUCUAUCAGAAGGAUUAAUGUGGAAUCCUGCUCCAAUGACAUGCUUGGCUUCCUACAGACUGAGCUCCAUGUUUCCAAGCUCUUCAGUCAUCCCAACAUCCUCCCCUACAGAGCCACCUUUAUAACAGGCAAUGAACUCUGGGUGGUUACCCCAUUUAUGGCCUAUGGUUCAGCCAAAGACUUGAUCUGUACACACUUUACUGAUGGAAUGAGUGAACUGGCGAUAGCAUACAUCCUGCUUGGAGUACUGAAAGCUCUCGAUUAUAUUCAUCAUAUGGGAUAUGUGCACAGGAGUGUGAAAGCAAGUCACAUUCUGAUCUCCUUAGAAGGGAAGGUCUACUUGUCUGGGCUGCGCAGUAUUCUGAGUAUGUUUUCUCAUGGGCAACGUCUGAAAGUUGUUCAUGAUUUUCCAAAGCACAGUGGUAGAGUCCUUCCUUGGCUGAGCCCAGAGGUCCUUCAGCAAAACCUGCAAGGAUAUGAUGCAAAAUCAGACAUCUAUAGUGUAGGGAUCACAGCAUGUGAGCUCGCCAAUGGCCAUGUUCCAUUUAAAGACAUGCCAGCCACACAGAUGCUACUGGAGAAGUUGAAUGGCACAGUCCCCUGUCUGUUAGACACAACCACCAUACCAGCUUCAGAACUUACUAUGAAAACCUCCCGUUCAGGAGCAGACUCUGGCAUCGGAGAGGGAACUUCCAACCGCCCAUCUAAUGGGGAACACAUCAUGCACCCAUACAAUCGUACUUUCUCCCCUCACUUUCACAACCUGGUGGAGCAGUGUCUGCAGAGAAAUCCAGAUCGAAGGCCAGAUGCCAGCUCACUCCUCACACAUUCCUUCUUCAAACAGAUAAAGAGGCGUGCAUCUGAGGCCCUUCCAGAACUUCUCCGUCCUGUAUCUCCUAUCACAAACUUUGAAGCAGCAAGAGAGUGUGAUUCCCAGGAUAUUAUGGGAUUAGUGUCUGACUUGGACAAGCUUGAUGUGGCGGAUUGGGACUUUUAAGAAACAUAAUAUUCCACUAUCCUGAGGACUGCUUUUGCAGUUCCUUUGCCAGCCACAUGUCGUCUAAGAGUUUUUGAAUGACCUUUGUUGGAAGUGUCAGUAUCACAUUGAUUCUAAAGCUCCAGACUCUCCCACUUUUGAUAGGUUUACACACUGGUUAGUACUGUUUUUUUUUACGGUUUAAAAUAGGGUUUGAUGCUCCCUUUCCACAUCCACUUCCCAGUGUUAACCUUUCCAUUGGUGAAAGACUAAUGCUCAAAAAACAUUUUAUAUUGAGCACAUAAUGGAAGUUACAUACCCAUUUUGUUAUAUUUUGUAGCUUCCUACUAUUAAACAAGCCUCACUAACAAUUUUUUUGUAGUGAAUGAGCACACCACCAUUUAGGGAGUGGCAUAACACCGGAGACACUGUUACACACACACACUGUUGCCAAAAGGAAUAAAUGUUAAACAUUUCACAAGA
Bombina bombina (fire-bellied toad) is the source of this 1985-nucleotide messenger RNA. It is a transcript of the gene STRADA, whose product is annotated as STE20 related adaptor alpha. The record is from RefSeq and is a predicted model, not a curated record. Bases 258 to 1523 code for a protein of 421 amino acids. Gene Ontology annotation, biological process: protein phosphorylation. Gene Ontology annotation, molecular function: protein kinase activity; ATP binding; protein serine/threonine kinase activator activity. NCBI's taxonomy places the organism in Eukaryota, Metazoa, Chordata, Amphibia, Anura, Bombinatoridae. The transcript is spliced from 13 exons.